Colius striatus (speckled mousebird) is the source of this 861-nucleotide messenger RNA. Its product is annotated as perilipin-2-like. Gene Ontology annotation, cellular component: cytosol; lipid droplet. Gene Ontology annotation, biological process: positive regulation of triglyceride storage; lipid storage. NCBI's taxonomy places the organism in Eukaryota, Metazoa, Chordata, Aves, Coliiformes, Coliidae. The record is from RefSeq and is a predicted model, not a curated record.
AUGAGCAUCAACACUGUCCUGGGAAGUCGUGUGGUGCAAAUAGUGAGCAAUGGAGUGGACAGUGCUCUCACUAAGUCAGAGACCCUUGUAGACCAAUAUCUUCCACUUACAGAAGCAGAACUAGAGAAAGAAGCUGCAAAAGUUGAAGGCUUUGAAGUUGAAAUUCAAAAGCCAAGCUACUACAUAAGACUAGGAUCCUUGUCUUCAAAAGUCCGCAGCCAUGCCUACCAGCAAGCCUUAGAUAAAGUUAGAGAUGCUAAACAAAAGAGCCAGGAGACAAUCUCUCAGCUCCACCACACUGUUAGUCUGAUUGAGUAUGCCAGGAAUGCCAAUCAGAAACUUCUUGGUGCUCAGGCAAAGUUUUACCAGUCGUGGGUACAAUGGAAGAAGAAUACAGGCCAAAAUGAUGGUGAUGAACCGCAUAGUGCUGAGCAUAUUGAGUCAAGAACUCUAGCUAUUGCACAGAGCCUCACUCAGCAGCUUCAGACCACCUGCCUCACACUGGUCUCAAGCCUACAGGGCCUGCCACAGAAUGUGCAGAAUCAGGUUUACAGUGUUGGCUCAAUGGCAGGUGAUGUCUACCAGAGCUUUCGCUCAGCAUCCUCCUUCCAAGAAUUAUCAGACAGCCUUCUUACUACUAGCAAAGGACAGCUGAAGAAAAUCAAGGAGUCUCUGGAUGACGUGAUGGAUUAUCUUGUUAACAACACGCCUCUCAACUGGCUGGUAGGUCCCUUUUGCCCACAACUGCCUGGAAUUCAGCAUGCUGAGAGCAAAGGUGAAGGGGAGAAUUCCAGCCAGAAUGACAAACAGCUUGAACACAGUGCUGAAUAACCUCCAUAGCAUGCAUUUACUCCACUGACU